Messenger RNA from Malassezia japonica, 3510 nucleotides. It is a transcript of the gene BCK1, whose product is annotated as mitogen-activated protein kinase kinase kinase. Gene Ontology annotation, molecular function: ATP binding; protein kinase activity. NCBI's taxonomy places the organism in Eukaryota, Fungi, Basidiomycota, Malasseziomycetes, Malasseziales, Malasseziaceae. Gene Ontology annotation, biological process: protein phosphorylation. Bases 1 to 3510 code for a protein of 1169 amino acids. The transcript has a single exon. The record is from RefSeq and is a predicted model, not a curated record.
AUGAGUCAGUAUACGCGCGGUGGGGAGUACCCUGCCGGCGAGCAUGGCCAGCAGGUGUAUCCUCUCGCGUUCCAUAUGCAACCUGCGGCGGCGAUGCGCACAUCGCCGCCGCCCCUCGCCCCGUAUGCCCAGGGGGGGGAGGGGAGCCGUGCCCCACGCCCCGACGAGGCGCGCGUGUCGCACAUCCGGCACGGCAGGAAUAGCUCGAGCCCGGCGCGCGCAGGCGACAUGAUCGCCGAGGCCGGCGCGUGGACGACGCCGUCGCCGGGUGGCGCGUGGACCGCGCCGUCUGUCGCGUCGCCCCGCCGCCGCUCGCAUGUGCUCCAGCCGCGCUCGACGCCGCGCAUGACGGACAACGCGCGCGUGCCGUCGCCGCCGAUGCAGCCGGUGUACCCACUGAACAUCUCGCGGCCGUUUUCCUCCUCGUCGGUGCACUCGCAGGGCUCCGCAUCGUCGAAUGACCAUCUCGCGACCCACCCUGAGCGUGUGCUGAUCCAGGCGACGCUCGACAACGAGCACUUUUCGGUAGUGAACGUGUCGGGCCUCGACACAGCGCCGGCGAUCAAAGCGUGCAUCCUGCGAAAACUCCAGAUUCCGACCCAGGACCUGCAGCAGUGGGGCUUGGUCCGCACCGAGAUUGGGCACACGGACCUUGGCAGCUCGCUGCUGAUCGACGACGACACGCUCCUCGCACUGUGCCUGCAGAUUGGCGACGACAAGGGCACGGUCAAGUUCCUGGUACAGCGCCUCGGCACGUCGCCGGACCAUCGCGGCCUCUCGCCGCCGUUCUUUGACGCACAGCGCUUGCGCGGCACCUCGGCCCCGGCCCCGGCACAGCCCCGCACCUACUCCCAGGUGCGGCCCGCGCAAAAGGCUGCGUCGGGCUCAGACGUGCCGCGCACCAUGCCGUGGAGCGGGCAGACGUACGCCACGCCGACCGUCCACGAGGCGAUGGUCCUCGGCCAGUGGCCUGCGCCACAGACGCCGACGACGCCGCGCCGGUCCGUCGCCGCGCCGCCGAUCGCGCCGGCGCCGUCGCUGCCGUCGGCGCGCAACGACCCGUACGUCACCUCGGUCUUUCCCGCGUCAAGCAACCGCCAAGUGUCGCAGUUUCAGAUGCUCGCGCCCCAUGCUGCCGGCACGCAGCUGCAGCCGGGCAUGACGGUACAGACGGUGCUCGGCGUGCCGAGCCCGGGCCCGAUGCAUGCCGCCCAGAGCGCGCCGCCGACCGCUGCGCCAAAAGAGCGCUCGUACAGCGGCGACGCACCCGCCUCGCUGCAACCGUCGCACCCCAGCCUGCGCCACAUUACCUCGCCCCCGCUGGUGGGCGCGGAUCUGUACGGACUGAACUCGCAGCUGCCGUCUGCCUCCUCGUCCUCGUCGCAGGUCUCGCUGCCGACGCGCAGUCCGCGGCAGGACAAUGCGCUGGAGCUCGACACGCACCCUGCGCCGCCCAUCUACGAGUACACUGCGCCGAAUCCGCCGCCGAUGCGGCCCGAGAAGCCGCGCGCGCUCUCGCAGUCCUCCAACGACGCACGGCCGACCAAGCCGCGUUCGGGCUCGAGCCCCUCCGAGGCGCGGCCGCACAUGCUGGCGAUGCAGCGCACCGCGUCGCAGAAUGCUGUGGCCUCAGACGAGCACCACAGCGUAUACCCCUUGUUUAAAAGCGACGAUCGCGUCGACACGCCGGAUGCACGCGCCGCCGACGACCGCGCGAGCGUGCGCCCCCUUCCCAUCAUCCCCAGCCCGGUGUCUGCGUCGCCGAGCAGCGCGCAGACCCAAGACUCCGGCGCGCCGUACCUCGACCGCAGCGAGCAGCGGGGCUCGUGGGGCCGCGAGCUAAACUCGUCGGUGACCGCAGCGACGAGCGUCUCGACGCCGCGCAGCGACACGCCCAGCACCGAGGAGGAGCAGCGUGUGGCAUCCGUGCAGCGCCUCAUGAACCACAUGCGCAUGGCCGAGGAGCGCAAGGCGGAGUCGGCGACAUUCGAGUCCUUUUCCGACGACACGCUCGGCGGGACGUUUGCGCAGUCGCUCGACGCGUCGACGCUGCGGGAAAGCGACACGAUCCGCGCCGACCGCUCGCUGUCCAACAGCCUCGAAGGCAGCGCGACGCCGGGCACGCGCCCGGUGCUCACCCUGUCCAUCUCGCCGACCACGCGCCAGGCCGCCCAGGAGCUGCCGCGCGCCUCGGUCGAGCGCAAAGGCUCCUUUGCGGACCGCGGGCAGCAGUGGGCCUUCCGUCCCCCGGCCGAGCAGCUGUACGAGCAGCUGGACGACCUCUUUCCCCGCCACGACCUCGAUCGGCCGCUCACCGAUACGGCGUCUGCGUCGCCGUCGAGCGCACGCAGCUUCGCCCCGGCGCUGCCCAAGCCAUCGCGGGGACUGGCACGCAGCCAGCACCACUCGAUCCGAAUCAUUGCGCAGAACCGCAAGCGGUUCUUGGAAAAUACCAAGCACGUCGAGCGGCGCCGCGCGGCGCGCGACGAGUCGCUCCUCGACCGCCGGCGCUCGACGAAGCUGUGGGGCGGGCGCAUGGUCGAGAUGAAGACCAAUGGCCCCGAGUCGGUGGGCCUUGUACCCGACGCGCCGACCGGCCCCGAGGUCGAGCCGAGCUCGCGCCCCGUGUUCAAGUGGGUCAAGGGUGACUUGAUCGGCAAAGGUACCUAUGGGCGUGUCUACCUCGCGCUGAAUGCCACGACCGGUGAAAUGAUUGCCGUGAAGCAGGUCGAACUGCCGCGCACCGACGCCGACCGCGACUCGAGCCGCCAGCGCGGCGUCGUCGCCGCGCUCAAGUCGGAGAUCGAGACGCUAAAGGACCUCGACCACCCCAAUGUGGUGACGUGCCUCGGCUUUGAGCAGACGCACGACACACUCAGCAUUUUCCUCGAGUACGUCCCGGGUGGCUCGAUCGGCUCGUGUCUGCGCAAGCACGGCAAGUUUGACGAGGACACGGUGAGCUCGUUCCUGAACCAAACGCUUCAAGGCCUCGCCUACCUGCACAAGCAAGGCAUUCUGCACCGCGACCUCAAGGCCGACAACCUCCUGGUCGACUUCCAAGGCACCUGCAAGAUCUCCGACUUUGGCACCGUGCGCCGCAGCGACAAUAUUUACAACAACGUGGAAAACAUGUCGCUCCAAGGCAGCAUCUUUUGGAUGGCGCCCGAAGUGAUGAGCCUUUCGCCGAAAGGCUACAGCGCCAAGGUCGACAUCUGGAGCCUGGGCUGUGUCGUGCUCGAGAUGCUUGCAGGACGCCGCCCGUGGUCCGACGAGGAGGCAAUCCACGCCAUGUUUAAAAUCGGCGCCGAGCGACGUGCCCCUCCGGUGCCGGCGGACUGCAAGCCGUCCAAGCCCGCCGCGCACUUUUUGCGCAACUGUUUCGAGACGAACCCGGACCGCCGCCCUACGGCUGCUCGCCUCCUCGAGCACGUAUUCGCCUGGCCCUCGCCGGAAUACUGCUUCGAGAACUCGGCGCUGUACAAAGCGCUCCACAGACAAUCUGUAGACUAG